Globicephala melas (long-finned pilot whale) is the source of this 1234-nucleotide messenger RNA. RefSeq names its product charged multivesicular body protein 3 (gene CHMP3). Lineage: Eukaryota; Metazoa; Chordata; Mammalia; Artiodactyla; Delphinidae. The record is from RefSeq and is a predicted model, not a curated record. Gene Ontology annotation, cellular component: multivesicular body; ESCRT III complex. Gene Ontology annotation, biological process: late endosome to vacuole transport; endosome transport via multivesicular body sorting pathway; protein transport.
GACCCAAGUCUGCGCAUGAGUUCGGCGCAUGCGCACCAAGGCUCCCCGCGGCCGCUCCCUGCUCCUGGCGCUCUGACUCCUCGCCUCUCAGCGGCCCCGCCCAGGCGGCUGCCCGUGACCUGCCUGGGUGCAGGGAACGGAAAGCCGGGAGGGGUGAGGCGAGUUCAGUUCGCCAUGGGGCUGUUUGGAAAAACCCCAGAGAAGCCGCCCAAAGAGCUGGUGAAUGAAUGGUCAUUGAAGAUAAGAAAGGAAAUGAGAGUUGUUGACAGGCAAAUAAGAGAUAUCCAAAGAGAAGAAGAAAAAGUGAAACGAUCUGUGAAAGAUGCUGCCAAGAAGGGUCAGAAGGAUGUCUGUGUGGUUCUGGCCAAGGAGAUGAUCAGGUCAAGGAAGGCCGUGAGCAAGCUCUAUGCAUCCAAAGCACACAUGAACUCCGUGCUCAUGGGGAUGAAGAAUCAGCUGGCGGUUUUGCGAGUGGCUGGUUCCCUGCAGAGGAGCACAGAAGUGAUGAAGGCCAUGCAGAGUCUGGUGAAGAUCCCAGAAAUCCAGGCCACCAUGCGGGAGCUGUCCAAAGAGAUGAUGAAGGCUGGGAUCAUAGAAGAGAUGUUAGAGGACACUUUUGAAAGCAUGGAUGAUCAAGAAGAAAUGGAAGAAGCAGCAGAAAUGGAAAUUGACAAAAUUCUGUUUGAAAUCACCGCAGGGGCCUUGGGCAAAGCACCUAGUAAGGUGACCGACGCCCUCCCAGAGCCUGAACUUGCAGGAGCGAUGGCUGCAUCAGAAGAUGAGGAGGAGGAAGAGGCCCUGGAGGCCAUGCAGUCCCGUCUGGCCACACUCCGCAGCUAGGGCCGCCCAGCCAGGCCCGCAGGCUCUCCUCCGGCCCUGUCACCGGGCGCGCACUCCUUGAAGCCUCCGCCGUUUUCUGUAUCUCUUGCACUACACCUCUGGGUGAGGCACUGCGUUCUGGAGAAUGUUCUCUGCUAAUCUCUCUUCACUCUCUGCAGAGGUUUGGGGAUCUCAAUGAAAUUGUUUUGAGAGGCAGUGUAAUAAAUGCAUCAUUUUCAGGGGAAUAAACAGAAGUAUCUUUUGGGGGAUGAGGGCAAAGAAGUGUCUUCUCACGAAGCACUUCUGAGAAUAGAGUCGAUUGCCUGAAUGUUGAGGACUCUGUAUAUUUUUUUUUUGUCUGUGAAACACUAUAUAAAUGGAUUUUAAUAAAUUUCUGCUUUAACAUUUGGUCUCA